Molecule: messenger RNA, 2507 nt
Organism: Thunnus maccoyii (southern bluefin tuna)
Lineage: Eukaryota; Metazoa; Chordata; Actinopteri; Scombriformes; Scombridae
Product: high-affinity choline transporter 1-like
Exons: 8
Coding region: 215-1894 (559 amino acids)
Biological process (GO): choline transport; transmembrane transport; acetylcholine biosynthetic process
Cellular component (GO): plasma membrane
Molecular function (GO): choline:sodium symporter activity
Source: RefSeq, a predicted model, not a curated record
GAAGCAGUAAAUCUUUCGAGAUGACUGCUGGAAUUUUUGGCAUGCUUAAACCUGAAAUACAAAACUUUCACCAGAGGGCAACAGUACAUCUUUAACAGUUAAGGAGGUAUUUGGUUCAUCCAGUUUUUCCUCUGUGAUGCUGGUCACAGCCAGUCAUUCACGUGGUCGACUGGAUAUCAGCUAGUGGGGAAGCCAGAACAACAACCAGUACAUAAUGGCUGUCAAUAUCCCAGGAGUGAUAGUGAUGGUGCUUUUUUACUUGCUGGUUCUUGGAACUGGCAUCUGGGCUUCUUUCAAGUCCAAAAGAGAACAGAGGAAAAGUGCUGCCACUGAAAUGGAGAUGGCUUUGCUGGGAAACCGGCAAAUCAGCUGGGUGGUGGGGAUUUUCACGAUGACAGCCACGUGGGUCGGAGGAGGCUUCAUUGUCGGCAUAACUGAGAUGAUGUACACGCCAUCUAUGGGACUAACCUGGACGCUCCAGAUGUUAUUGUCAUAUAGCUCAUCUUUUAUCCUUUGUGGCUUUGUGUUUGCUAAACCGCUGAGAGAAAGAAACUGUGUGACGAUGUUGGACCCUAUCCAUAUGAAGUAUGGAAAAGUACUAGCAGCAGGACUGUGCCUUUUUUCACUUAUUAUGGAUCUGGUCUGGAUACCUACGAUACUAAUUGGUUUAGGUGCAACCAUGAGUGUGGUCCUGGAUUUGCCCUACACAGUGUGCAUCUGGAUCUCUGCUGUUGUGGUCAUCAUCUACACACUGCUGGGAGGUCUCUAUUCUGUGGCCUACACAGAUGUUGUACAGCUCAUCCUCAUAUUCAUCAGCUUGUGGAUUUGUGUGCCCUUUGUCCUGAUGAGCCCUUACUCAAUGGACAUCAGCCAGACAGUGAUGAACAACACUUUACAUGCUCCCUGGAUUGGUGCACCAGAGCUUAAAAAGGCCUGGAUAAUGGUUGAUGAUUUCUUAUUCUUGGGACUGGGGAGUCUAGGAUAUCAGUGCGUUCACCAGAGAACCUUGUCGGCUUCUUCCUUGGGCACAGCCAAGCUCUCAUGCUUGGUUGCUGCUUUCGUCUUACUUGUAUUUGGGAUACCUCCUAUACUGCUUGGGGCCGCUGUUUCAUCCACAGACUGGAACCUGACCUCCUAUGGUUCCCCAUCUCCAUAUGAACGUGGGCAAGCAGCUCAAGUCCUGCCCAUCGCCCUGCAACACCUCACUCCACCCUACAUCUCCAUUAUUGGUAUCGGAUGUGUGGCCGCCGCCGCAAUGUCGUCAGCUGACUCUGCUUUGCUUUCUGCAGCUUCUGUCUUCUCCUCCGGCAUAUACAAGAAAAUACUGAGACCUCAGGCAUCAGACAGAGAGAUUCAGUGGGUGAUCCGCGCUGCUGUGAUCAUCGCAGGCUUGGGUGGUACGUCACUCACCAACAUGAGCAACAGCAUCAUAUUGUUCUGGUUUCUUGGUGCUGAAGUGGCCUACGUCGUAAUCUUCCCCCAACUCAUCUGCGUCCUCUUCUUCAACAUCUCCAAUGGUUACGGGGCUGUUAUGGGCUGGCUGAUUGGCUCGGUGAUGAGACUGCUGAGUGGAGACAGAUCACUGGGACUACCAGUAAUCCUCCAAUUCCCAGGAUGCACUCUUGAGGAUGGUGUUUAUGUCCAAUACUCUCCAGUUAAGACCAUCUCCAUGCUGUCUGCCGUCACGGCCAUCUUGUUCUUCUCCUACCUGGCUUCUCUGCUCUUCAACAAAGGCCUGCUUCCUGAGAAGUGGGACGUGUUCAAAGUGAAAGCCCAGCGCUCAUCACAACCAGCGACACCAAUAGGUGGCGCCGCAGAACACAACAAGAAUGAAUAUUUGAAUAAAAACGACAGUCAGACUGAGGCCUCGGAGUCAAUGAUUAGUAGUCUCUGAAACAAACUCUGUUUCCUCUUUUAAAUCACUUUUAAAAAUCCACUUUUUGGUUAAUUCAUUUAUUAUUUUAUGGAACUUUAUUUAGCUUUAAUCUCUUCGUGUUUUUAUAACUAGUGCAGUGCCCAUUCAAAAUGUGCCUGUUUGGAACGGGCAAAUUGCUUAUUAUAUCUCGAGAACCACAUAUGUAUGUAUCAAUUGACAAACGUAUCAAUAGUAAUUAAUAAAUUAAAUGGUUUAAAUCCAGACAGAAAGUUCAUCAGUGAGACUAAAGUGAGGUUGAACCAUAGAGGCAGUUUACAGCCUUCCACUGGUUGAUUCUGCCGCCAAUCAAACGUGUGCACUCCUAUUGGCUAGUUUUACUGCCUCUGCCUCUGUUUUUUGCUCCUGUGUAUGCUCGUUCUUCUCUCUCGGGCAGUUCAACUGAGCGAGGUGCAUGCCUUUGUCCCACUCAUCAAGUCAGAGCCCAGAAGCCCCGUCCUGCUGUGAUGUGACAGUGUUUAUAUCAAACUUCCUUGGGUCCUCAUGUCGAGGUAUUCUGUUUUUAUUGUAAAGUGUGCUGUAACUGUUUUGAAAACUGCUAUAUAAAUAAAGUUUUUUAUUAUUAUAGACUAGU